Molecule: messenger RNA, 1041 nt
Organism: Chaetomium strumarium
Lineage: Eukaryota; Fungi; Ascomycota; Sordariomycetes; Sordariales; Chaetomiaceae
Product: NAD binding domain of 6-phosphogluconate dehydrogenase-domain-containing protein
Exons: 3
Coding region: 1-1041 (346 amino acids)
Biological process (GO): L-valine catabolic process
Cellular component (GO): mitochondrion
Molecular function (GO): 3-hydroxyisobutyrate dehydrogenase activity; NADP binding; NAD binding
Source: RefSeq, a predicted model, not a curated record
AUGAAGGUGGCAGUGAGGUUACGAAGGCCUGCUAUGCAGGUGCAGCGCCGGGCCUUUUCGGUGUCACCACGCAGGCUGAACAACUAUGCAUUCAUUGGCCUGGGCCAGAUGGGGUACCAAAUGGCGCGGAACCUCCAAGCGAAACUUCCGCCGUGGAACACCAUACGCGUCUUCGACAUCAACACGGCGGCCUCGGAGAAGCUGGUGCAGGACAUGAAGGCACAGCAGGCUGGCGGCGCUGCCCCAGAGGUAGCUGUCAGCGCAGGCGAUGCGGCCAAAGAUGCGGACACGGUCAUUACCUGUCUCCCGGAACCGAACCACGUCAAGUCAGCAUAUGAAGAUAUUCUAUCGACGUACAAUGCUUCUCCGAAAGGGGAAGCUCUCCCCGGAUCAAAGUCCCGACUGUUCAUCGACUGCUCCACCAUUGACCCUACCUCGUCACGAGAGGUUGCUGCUGCCGUGUCAUCCGCGCUUCCCAAUGGACGCGGUAACUUUGUUGACGCACCGAUGUCAGGCGGCGUCGUCGGGGCAACCGCCGGUACAUUGACGUUCAUGUUAGGAGCACCAGAGUGUCUCCUCAGUCGCAUUGAGCCGAUUCUGCUCCGGAUGGGCAAGCGGGUGCUGCACUGCGGCCCGCAGGGGGCCGGCCUAUCGGCCAAGCUGGCAAACAACUAUCUACUUGCGAUUGAGAACAUCGCGACGGCAGAGGCCAUGAACCUCGGCGUGAAGUGGGGUUUGGAUCCGAAGGUUCUCGCGAGCGUCAUCAACGUCAGCACCGGAAAGUGCUGGCCGAGCGAAGUGAACAACCCUGUGCCGGGCGUCGUCGGGACUGCGCCGGCGAGUCGGGAUUAUCAGGGAGGGUUCGGCAUCAGCUUGAUGCGCAAGGACCUGAGACUCGCUAUGCUUGCAGCGAAGGAGGCUGGUGCAGAGCUCCCUCUGUCUGAAAAGGCAGCAGAAGUGUACCGGAAUGCCGAGGCGGAGGAGAGGUGUAAGGGACGCGACUUCUCCGUUGUUUAUCGAUGGCUUGGUGGGAAGGAAUAA